Molecule: messenger RNA, 1904 nt
Organism: Gossypium raimondii (Peruvian cotton)
Lineage: Eukaryota; Viridiplantae; Streptophyta; Magnoliopsida; Malvales; Malvaceae
Product: caffeoylshikimate esterase
Exons: 8
Coding region: 890-1804 (304 amino acids)
Cellular component (GO): membrane
Molecular function (GO): lipase activity
Source: RefSeq, a predicted model, not a curated record
AUUGGAAAUAGGGAAAAACAAGAGAGGAAAAUGGUAGCUGAGGCGGUGGCUGUGGUGGGCGGGAGCGAGCGAACUAGUUACCCCUACUCGCUAGAAAUUAGACAUAAGCGAAUAACCCUCCCUCCUCUCGGCUCCACUCCACCCGUCUGAUAUGGGCUCACACUGAAUAUCCACAAAAGCUAUCUCUUCCAUAUCACAACCUUUUUUUUUUCUCUUUUAAAACUUUCCUAAUCAGAAAAAGAAAAGAAAAGAAGCUUUAUAUAGUCUCGAAACCAACAAUAGAUAAGUAUAGUUGCCUCUACCCCCCACAGCGUCCCUUUCCUUCUCCGCCUCUUUCUUAUAAUCUUUGCGUGUGCUUGCUCUCCUUCCUGUUGUCUUCUGCUUUCUCCUAUUAAUAUCUACACACACACGCACGUCUUAUUCAGUACCUCUCCAAACUCAGUUCUUUCUUCCUUGUUAACUUCUCCGUUCACCCGUCUCUCUUCUUCUUCUUCUUCUUCUGUGUCUUCUCUUUGUGAGUUUGUGUUGUUCUCAAUGUUUUAAUAUAUUAGUGAUACGUUAAUUAUUUAAAAAAAAAAACAUCUUUGUGAAGAAAAUGAUAGACAGGAAAGAGUGGUAAUAUUCCGUUUCGUCUUUUUCUCCCCCUGUUUUGAUGAACAAUAUGACAGUUGAAUAUAAGGAGGAGCAAAUAAAGAACUCAAGAGGAGCUUUGCUUUUCACCUGCAGAUGGUUACCUUUCUCUCCUACAAAGGCUCUUGUUUUCCUUUGCCAUGGUACCCUCUCUCUCUUUUUCAAUUACUAGGGGAUGGAAACCAACAGCUUCCAACCCGCUCAAACUCUACAGGGGCGACUUCGUCUUUGAAAACUGAGUUUCAAUGCGGGUUAUGGCAUGGAGUGCAGUGGAUUCAUGAAAGAAUGUGGAACCAGGCUAGCCAAUGCUGGAUAUGCGGUGUUUGGGAUUGAUUACGAAGGACAUGGCAAGUCCAAGGGUGAUCGAUGUUAUAUUAAAAAGUUCGAUAACAUUGUUAAUGACUGCAGCGAAUUUUUCAAAUCUAUCUGUGCUCAGGAAGAAUACAGGGGAAAGAGCAGAUUUUUAUAUGGAGAGUCAAUGGGAGGUGCAGUGGCCCUACUGCUUCAUAGAAAGGACCCUUCCUUUUGGAAUGGUGCUGUUCUUGUUGCACCCAUGUGCAAGAUAUCAGAGAAACUGAAGCCACAUCCGGUGGUGAUAAAUAUAUUGACUAAAAUGGAACAAGUUAUACCUAGAUGGAAGAUAGUACCCUCAAAAGAUGUAAUUGACUCAGCAUUCAAAGACCCUGUUAAACGUGAAGCGGUAAGGAACAAUAAGCUGAUAUACCAAGACAAACCUAGACUGAAAACAGCGUUGGAAGUGCUCAGAACCAGCAUGAGCAUUGAAAAUGGUUUGAAUGAGGUGAGACUCCCCUUCUUUGUGUUGCAUGGGGAAGCAGAUACAGUGACAGACCCUGAAGUAAGCAAGGCACUGUACGAGAAAGCGAGAAGCACUGACAAAACCAUAAAAUUAUAUCCGGGGAUGUGGCAUGGCUUGACAGCCGGAGAGCCCGAUGAGAACGUGGAAAUGGUGUUCGCGGAUAUCAUAGGUUGGCUUGACAAGCGCUGCAAUGCUGUAACUUUAGACCAAAGUCUGGGUCCUUUCGAUCAAGGUUCGGAAGAAUGCAGUGAUAAUAUAGUGAUUUCGAUGGCAACAGCCAGUGGCGGAACACAAGCAAACGGGAGAUAUUUGUGUGGUUUGAAGGGACCACGCGCACGGCCUCACUCGGCAAUGUAGGCUGAUCGUAUCAAGUUAACUAAACGUUGUCUCUGAAUAUUGCAAAAUAUUUGAAAGGGGGAAUUAAAGGAAUAAAAAAAAGAAAGAAAGUUGUUUGCUA